This is a messenger RNA of Melitaea cinxia (Glanville fritillary), 8409 nucleotides long. RefSeq lists its product as uncharacterized. The record is from RefSeq and is a predicted model, not a curated record. The coding region runs from base 1 to 8409 and encodes 2802 amino acids. Lineage: Eukaryota; Metazoa; Arthropoda; Insecta; Lepidoptera; Nymphalidae. The transcript is spliced from 9 exons.
AUGCCACCAGAACUUGUGAGAAAAAGUAAAUUGAAAGCUGAUAUAUUAAACAGACUGAAACUGGUAACUCUAGAAUCUAAAAGUGAUAAAUCGUUAAUCAUUAACAGAUUAGCAGAUAUUUUGAUUGAUAAAAUCAACCGUAUCGGCCGGAAACGAUGGGAUAUCGAUAUUUCUAAGAAUACCAAUUAUGAAACACAUUUUAAUAGUUUAAAGAUAAAAAGACCUAAGCUGUCACGUGAUAAAGAGCUAGAAGAUUUUGUAUUAAAAUACACUACUGUUAUAUUACAAAACUCUGAUAUAAAUAUGCCUGAGUUAGUUGUCAAAGAUAUAGAAGAUGAAUUAAUGGAUAUUCUUGUGGCAUAUUUCAAAACAGAAAAUAUCGAUUAUGAUAUUGUGGAAAGCGAUAUUGUGUGCAUGCUGUAUGAUUAUGGUAUAUUAGAAGAACAAGCUCAUAGCUUUGCACAGAUUUUUUUGGAAAAAUUAAAGGAUAUACUUGUGAAUAAUACAAAAUCUCACACAGUUAGAUCGAAGACACUUAUUAUUCUUCCAAAUGUAUGUUGUUAUGGUAUCAAUAAAGAACCAAACACAGUAAAAAGUAUUACAGACGAAGAUAUAGCUGUUAAUUUAAAACAAUAUACAAAUGAGUUAUGCCAACAAAUAAAUGAAUGGUUAAAUGAUAUGCGAAUACAAAUACCCGAAUCGCUCGAUAAAGAUUUAAAACAUAAAGCUAUAAAUAAUCUAGCUAAUGACAUAGUUGAAAGACAUAAAUAUUUGGAGUUAAAUCCGUGUAACGAAAUAAACGAAGAAGCCGAAAUUGAACAUUUAAAAUACCAGAUUUUUAAAUGGAUCAAAAAGCUUUUAGCUGGAGAUAAUUUAGAACCAGUGCAGCGUGCGUCUGACUUAAAUAAUCGGAUCAAACGUAUACCUAUUCCUGUACUUACUAAAUUACAAGUAAACUGUGGCAAACAUCCUAACAGGAUCAACAAUAUUAACACUACGGCAGUAAAACAUGAUAUUGUUAAUGAAAUAUCCAAAGUUAUGCAUGAUAGUGAAGAAUUAGGAGUUAAAAAACAAACGCAAGAUCGUAACGCUUCUUCUGGUACUGAAAAUGGAGAAUAUGAAAAAACUAAAGGUACUUUUAAAGAUAAUUCACAAAUGAGUAUGCCAUGUACUAGUACUUCCAAAUCAUGUUGUCUCAAUGAAGUAGAAAAUUUAACUAUUUUAAAUGAUUGUAAAGAUAAUGACCAACUUGAGACAGAAUACGAACAGUUUGUUCAGAAUUGGGUACAAAAAAUCCCUAUGACCGUAGCAGAUUUUGAAGACGAGAGUAUACUUGAGAAAGCGCGAAUGGGAAUAUACAAUGGCUUAUGGAAAGUAGUAUCAAAACUGAAUUGCGAUCCAGCUACGUACUUUAACCGUUUCUUGUACGAAGACCUUCUUGAUGAUGCUAUCGAUGAUUUAAAAAAAGGUAUCGCUGGUAGUCAAAGUCAUAACUCUACAAAAUUACUUGAAGAUUUACAAAUAAUAAAACUGGUUGAAGACUACCUUCUAUUAACGAAGUUUAAAAAUGAAGACAAGAUUAUUUCAGAAAUCUACAAAAAUAAAUUGUUAAAACAAGUUGAUGAUUUUGUAAAAGAUUUAAAAACAAAUCAUGCCAAUGAGUUAAAAGAUAUUGACGUAGCCACUUAUCAAACAGAUUUAAUUGCAAUUUUAGACCAAGUGCCGCUUCCGAGUGAGAAUACCUUAAAUCAAGAAGCAGAUGACGUUCUUCUAAGCAUGGAAGUAGAAGAGUGGUAUCAAGACUUGCCCAUUGUUUCAAACAAUGAUACCGCUGAACGAUACCAGAGAAGAAAACAAAGAGAUAUUUUAGCAAAGAAAAUAAAAGAGGUAAAAAGUAAAAAUGUCAUGGACGGCUCAGAAAAUGCAUUAAGAAAUGAGGUAUCAAGAUUCCUUGAAAAAACUCCUUUGCAGGACGGAGAAAGCUUGAACAUAAACUUUAUGGUAGAUGAAUUAGUAAAUAGAUUAAAAAAUAAAACCAAAAAUAAUCAGAGUGUCAGUACAAAAAAAGUUGACUUUAAGCCUCUUGAUAGGUAUGAACAAAUUAGUAAAGACCUGCCAUUGUAUUCAAGCUUCAUAAGACUUCCAAAGUCAAAUAAUUCACUAAUAUUGCAACAAGAUAUCGUCAAAAAAUCUGCACAGGGAACUCAAUACGAUGAAAAGUAUAGCGAGCGAAAGAUAUUUGAGCAACGCACAAAUGCAACAAAAAUACAAGCAUCAUCUGUCAAAGAUAUUGAGAUACAAAGAAAAAGAAACAACACGGCUGCUCCGAGAGAUGCAAUCAGAUCAACAGUCGUAAGGCACAGUGCAUCUUCUAAUAUUGUAAAUUGUCAGUCGAAAAUUAAUCCAUGCUUCUGUAACCGACACCCACCGGUUAAUGAUGAUGAAAUUUUGAAUAGAAAUGAACCAGUACAGAAUCUUCUUUCCAAUCUCCACCCAGAACAGAAUCUAUUAGACGGAGGAACAUCUCAGACUCACUUACUAGAUAUCAAUGGUACUGAAAAAGAAACAUUUGAAAAUGUAAUUAAUGAAUGGCUAAAAAUCAUACCUGUAAACUACAAUCUAAAUGCAAAAGAUAAAUUAAAACGAGAACAACUAAUCAACACAUUGAUUAAAACAUUGAAGGAUUUAGGACAAAAAUAUGAUUUUCCUGAACUGGCUAAAAACGAAAUAGUAAAAUGUCUGGAUACAUUACCAAUGUGGCAUCCCGAUGAUUCAGAAAAUGACUUCAAAUUAAAAGUUCAAAUUGCUGAUGAUUUAGUUAAAAGAUUAAUUAAUGUAGCUGACGAAAACUUUAAAACGGCUAUCUCUGAAGAAGUUAAAAAAUUACCGUAUGAUUUUAAUAUAGUAAAUGAUAAAUUCAUCAAUAGGACAAUAGACAAGUUCAUUGACAAAUUGACACAAGUUACUUUGAACAGACCUUUAAAAGACGAAGAGUAUAAAGAAAAAUUAAGAUUAGAAGUGAUUAGUUUACUCAAAGAUAUACCUUUACAACGAGACAGUCAAAGAAGUGACCAAUUACUUAAAUUGGCAGAUAAGUUUGUGGAACAUAUAUAUCAGUACAAAAUAUACCACGAUAAAAGUAAACAAACGGUUGCAGAUUUUGAAAGUAAUGAAAUUGAAAAGAAGAUUUAUGAUUGGUUCGAAAAUAUACCAGAGUUAUUGACACAUAAAUAUAAUAAAAACCAGUACUCAGAUUUAGUUAAAGUUUUUGCAAAAAACUUACACAAAUAUAACUCAAAGAAAUCUAAAGAUAUAAAUUUUCAAAGAAAAUUACACGAUGAUGUAAAAGAGUGGUUAGACCGGUUAACUACGAGACUAAACACCAAAUUGACAUCAGAACGGUUUGGCGUACUUAGUAAAGAUCUAAUUGAACAAAUAUUUGGUCAAGCUCACGCUUCAUCAAUAGGGGGUAAUUUACAUGAAGAUCCUGCUGUAAGUAAAAUAUUCCAAUAUAUUACAGAAUGGUAUCGAAACAUUCCUGAACUUACAGAUUAUAAAGAUGACAUGACCGAAAAAAUUAAGGAAUUGACUUUUCAGUUAAAUGGUAUUCAAAAUGAUGAUAAUAAUUUUCAAAAUAUACUAGCCGACAUGAGAGAAACAAUAAUACAUUGGCUAGAAAAUAUAUUAAAUGCAAAAGGAUUGGAAUUAGAUUCUAAAAUUAAAGAUAAUUUAGUCAAUGGUCUCAUUUUAAAAUUAACAGAGGAACCAGUCCGAGAAAAUGACGGAAAUAAAAAUAUAGGACUGUAUAAAGACGUGAUAACUUGGCUUAAACAAGUUCCUUUUACAAAAUCGUAUGAUUUUACAGAACAAAAUAAUUUAGCAGGUGAAUUUGUGGUUCGAUUGAUGGACAUUGAAAAAACAAGUAAUGAAGACACGUUAAAAAAUGACGUUGAGGAAGAAAUAAAAAAAUUAAUAAGCAAGUUAUCAACGAAUGAUGACAAAGAUGUAAGCCCAGAUGAGAUUGAAAAACUUAAAUUGAAAGUAUUCACACAAAUGAAGAUUACUCCUUUGGGCAGAAAACUUUGGAAUAAACGGAACAACAAUUUGAGAAAGACUUUAUAUGAAAAUAUUUCAAAAAUUAUAGACUCGUCUCUUAUGUUGCCUGAAAAACUUAAGCCGUCUUUGAAACAUAAGAUAACUGAUGUUAUUUUAAAAAAUAUAAAAAAUAAUACACUUGAUGCGGAUAAAACUAUAUCACAAAUUUCAAACAUUAUGAAACAAGAUACAUCAUUGACGAAAAACGACAUUGAAAUAUUAGGAAAACAAAUUGUAGAAAAAGUUAACAAUGUACUACUUCGUCAUGAAUCGUUACAUAUAAAUCCCAUCGCAGAGGAACUGACUAAAUUAAAACUGAGUAGUAAAACUAAUAUAUCUCAAGAGAAAAGCUCUGUAGAAACUGACAUGGAUGACAGUAGGAAUCGAUAUGAAAGAUCCUCACAAAGUAGUAAAUUGUACAAUCAAGAUACACCAAGCCUGCACAUAACUUCAAGCAAAUCUAGUCCUUUAAGCCAUGAUAGGAUAUAUGUUAUGGACAAAGAAUUUGAAACUAAAAAUGCCCCCGAAAAAUUAAGAGGUAUUAAACAAAAGACUGUGUGUACAGUUCAAAAUAAUGUAACUCAAACUGAUGAUUUAAAAAAUCAUGGUAGUAACUAUGAAAUCCAAAAUGAAUACAAUAGUAAUUCAAGGAACUAUAGUAAAAACGAAAACUCUAAAAUAGUGGAGAACCGUAGUAAAGAUACUUCUGUAAUAAAUAAUUUAGACAAAGCAGCAAAAUUAUUUGACAAGAAAAUAGAACAACGAAAAUCUCUGAAUAAAUCCCAAAUCACACGUGCAAAUCGUUCAGAACAAGUAGAUGAGAAUAUUCAAACAAAAACAGAUAAAGGAAUUAAUACUUCAUUUUUGGAUGAAGAUUUCUCAACUUCUAUGCCCAUUACAUCUUCUAUAAAAUAUCCAUCAGUUGUAUUAUUAUCUACAACAAAUAAUAGUUUCGUUACUAAAACAAAUAACAUUGAAGUGGAAACAUCAGACCCCUUGCAAUAUUUAAACAAAAUUAAAGAACUUAUAACCAAUUGGUUACAUCAUUUCCCAUUAAACCUAAAUGAACACGACAAAGAUGAAUUGACAAAUAACAUAGCAAGUGAUAUACUUGAUAGACAAAAAUACAUACAAUUAUCUGAUGGAACAACAGAAGAGAAAAAGGAACUGGAACAUCUUAAAUACCAUAUAUUUAAAAGGAUACACAAACUAGAUAAUCAUGAAGUAGUACGAGAUAUAAUAUCUAACGUAGAUUGUUUAAAUCACCGAAUUCUUAGUCUCAAAACGCCUAACUUAAUACAGCCAACGCAGGAACGUAAAGAGGAAAUAAUUGAAAUUAACUUACCAGAUACAGAUAAUAUACAAACAAAUAUUGACGAAUCUAGUAAUAAAAUAGGUGAAUGGUUCGAAAAUUUUUUUCCAAAUUUAAUAGAUAAUUUCGACGAAGAUAAGAUUCAAAUUUUGGCCAGAAAUUUAGAAAACCUUAAAAUAAAUAAUAACUACGAUAGUUCUCAUAUCAAAAAGGAAAUUUUCCAAUGGAUAUCAGGUAUUUUGAAUAAUAUUGAUGUUAAGAAGAUUUGUGAUGUAGCUGAGAGCUUGAAAAAACAUUUAUGUAAUACAAAUAUAACAGACACAUUCAUAUUACGACAAGAUACAAGUGAAUUUCUUACUGAAAAUUUGUGCGGCGUUAUUAUAGAAUGGAUCAGAACAACGCAAUACAGGUAUAAACUGCAGAACGAAAUACAAGAUUACUUCGCAAUGGUACUUGCGAAUGACAUAAAACAUGUAUUCGCUCAAUCAUUAUCUGACAAUGAACUAAAUGAACAUUUAAUUCAAGAAAUAUUGAGAGAUUUGGCAAUGGUCACCGGUGAAUCAAGUGACUCAGCUUUUCAUCACGCAGUUGCGUGCGACCUUUUACAGUUUCUAAAAGAGUUACAGCUAUUUCAUGAUUUAUCGGAUAGGGAAACAAUCAAUGAAUUUAAUGAGAAUAAAGUAGGUAUAAGUAGUAAAUACCUAGAUGACAUAAAAGAAGCUGUAGUUGAAUGGCUUAACAUGUUGCCUCUACAAGAAAGCGUGCCAGUUAGACAAAUAGAAGAUUUAAUUACCAGCCUUGUUGAUAUUAUAAAAGACAAAAUAUUAGAAGACAUUCUAAAUAAUGAAAGUAUAUUAAAACAUCACAUUCUAAGACUGCUUAGCAAAAUUCCUCUCAGAAUUGAUUAUCAAGGUUUAGAAAGUCAAGUAGCGUCUUUGGUAGCAAAACUAAAAGACAUUUUAUGUGAUAAACAACCAGAAACUAACAAAACGACUAGAGAUUUUAAAUCACAAGUUAAUAUAAAUCGAGAGGAAACACCAAGUGCAGUAUAUAAGCAACUUUUACAUAAUACUGUUAGUAAAACACUAUUAGACAAGAUAACAUUUGAAGAACAACGGUCGUUUAAUUUAAUGAAAGAAAAACUUGCUGAUGCUUUUAUUGAUUUACACUAUUCUACAGGAGAUGAAGAUUUCCGAAAUGAAUUUAAGAACAAAUUAUAUAGAGAAAUUAGUAAAUUUUGUGAUGAUUAUUUAAAACGCCGUCCUGUUUCACCCAUCGAUUCUAAUAGACUUCAAGAAGACUUACACAAUUUACUUAAAAAUGUAUCACUUUCAACAACUGGUCCUAAAACAAAUACGAGCAGACAAGAACAAGAAGAAAAUCAACUACAAGAAAGUGAUUUCCUUAGAAAUGAAAGUAUAAGAGAAAACAAAACAACAGCAACAAAAAAUGCAUCGACACAAUCUACACCUCAAAUAUCACCAACUUCUCUGAGCUUGGAAGAUAUCGAACAUCUACAAAAAAUAAGAACGAGAUCAGAAAUUCAGUCAAAACCUGAAAAUGCAACUAAUAACUUAUCUCUAAAAUAUUAUGAAGACGUUGGAAUUCAAACAACUGUAGUAGUAAGUAACAAUAUACACAAAAGUGUACAAACCUCAAACGCAUCUAUGAUCGAAAAUGUUCCUAUUCACAGGGAAAUUUCACCAAAAGUUUUAAUUCGAGAAUAUUAUUGGGAUUCCAGUGGAUCUAACCAAAGUUUUCAGAUUUUAGAACCGUCAAAAGAUUUACCUCCAAAAGAAAUCGCAGCAAAAACUAAGGUUACGACUAAAACACAAACCGAACCAACUUUAAACAAUGAAAAGCAAUAUUUGAAGCAAAUAUCAAAAACGCAAAAAGUACAAGAAUCGAUAGGUAAAGAAAUAUCUUUCGCAAAAGAUACUGAGACGCAAACAGAGGACUUACAACAAAACGCUGCUAAUAAAUCACGUUAUGUACUUCAAUCUAAACAUUUGGAUGAUAUUCCUGAAUCACAGAGUAUCACAUCAGAAGAACAACAAAAUAAAAUAAGUGAUACUAGACUAUCUCUCUCUAAAAGAAGAGAAAGAACAGAAGAAAGUACUGAUAAAAUUUUCGAAAAAGAAACUGCAGACCAUUUAGAAUCUUUUAAUAAAGAUCGGAGAAAAUUCAAAGCACCAAAAGCGACUACCAUGUCAGAAAAUCUGUCUCCAAUAAUAAUAACUGAAAAGCGAAGCGAACGGAGAGUGUAUGCAUCACCAGAAUACAUCACCAAUGAUAAUAGAGGGAGCAAAGUCUGUUCACAUUCCCUUGCCGCAGUAGUGGUAGCGAUGGACGGUGAGGGCAUGGUGGCGGUGGUACGUGGACUCCAGGGUUCAGGACUUGCUGUGACUCUGCUCGACUCUGGAAGACAGUUCACUCUCCUCCCAGAGAAUUAUUCACAUUCAGUUCCGAGAACUAAUGGAGACGGAAGACGUUGCUACGCCACCGUGUCGCAGUGUACAAGUAACGUCGCGCGGCGAGAGAGUGGCGUGCAGGCCACGGACGGACGAUAUACCAGCACCUAUAAGAUGAUGCACUGCCACUACACUCCUACGUCUCCGCCGGAUGAAGUGACGGAAUUCCCGCCACAGAGGCCUGAGAUCUGUCCCGCUUGCAAGAACAGAAACGCAUCACCAAGUCGCAACAUAGAAUCACAUGUGUCCAAUCAGACGUUUUGUGUGGGUGCAGAGUCUUCCAGACAUACCAGCUUAGAGAAGCUGAAAAGCGGAUAUCAACCAGAAGUUGUUAUCAGACCAAAGAGAUGUGAAGAAUCGCCUACGCGUGAAAUAUUCAGACAAAAUUCAGCUGAAGUAGAAGCUAUUGAAUCAUACAGGAGACCAACGUUUUGCAAGACUAACGACGUGAGGUAUCUCAGGGAUGUCUCGAGGAAAGUCAGGGAAAGCAUGCGAAGCUUAUCACCUCCUGUAAUAUUUCUUGAUGUUUAA